AUGCCUCCCCCGAAAGGAACGCCAAACAUUCUUGAAGGACCCGGUGACUACGAGGUAACGUCCACCAUUCACAAUGACACCUAUCCGGCAAUCCAUCCUGCCAAUGUCAGUUUCGCAGGCAAGGCUGUCUUUAUCACGGGGGGGUCAAAGGGUUUGGGUCGCGCUAUGGCUCUAUCAUUCGCAAAGGCUGGCGCAUCAUACAUCGCUGUUGGAGCUCGCUCCGAUAUGUCUCAGCUCGCUAAAGACGUCGAGGCUGCCGCAGUAUCUGCCAAUCGAAGCGCCCCCAAGUUUUUACCAAUCAAGCUCGAUGUCACCGAGGAACGAAGCAUUGAGAUGGCAGCGGCAGAAGUUGAGAAAGAAUUUGGGAAGCUGGACAUUCUCGUGAAUAAUGCGGGCAUCCUUGGUAAACAUGGAUUAAUCGCCGACUCAAACCCAGAGGAGUGGUGGCAGGUCCUCGACGUCAAUGUCCGCGGGCCAUACUUGGUGACUCGUGCUUUUCUGCCCAUCCUGCUCAAAGGCCAGGACAAGUUUAUUGUUAAUGUGACGAGUGUUGGAGCGCAUCUAGUCAACCCAACGCUGAGCGCAUACCAGGUGUCAAAGCUAGGACUGUUAAGACUAUCUCAACUGAUCUACGCUGAAUAUUCCGCGCAGGGGGUGGUGUCGUUUUGCAUCCACCCUGGAAACAGUCCCACAGAUAUCAUGGGCGGUCCUGAGGGAGUCGCAGAUCAUCUCAAGCCUGUUUUUGUCGAGACCCCUGAAUUGAGCGCUGACUCGAUUGUAUACCUCACGUCGGAAAAGCGGGAUUGGCUUGGGGGUAGAUACAUUAAUUGCACAUGGGAUCUACCCGAACUCAUGGCCAAGAAAGAUGAGAUUGUGAAGGACGACAAGCUAAAAGUAAGACUCGUUUAUUAG
Molecule: messenger RNA, 912 nt
Organism: Endocarpon pusillum Z07020
Lineage: Eukaryota; Fungi; Ascomycota; Eurotiomycetes; Verrucariales; Verrucariaceae
Exons: 3
Coding region: 1-912 (303 amino acids)
Molecular function (GO): oxidoreductase activity, acting on the CH-OH group of donors, NAD or NADP as acceptor
Source: RefSeq, a predicted model, not a curated record